This is a messenger RNA of Acanthochromis polyacanthus (spiny chromis), 1087 nucleotides long. RefSeq lists its product as uncharacterized. The record is from RefSeq and is a predicted model, not a curated record. Bases 44 to 805 code for a protein of 253 amino acids. Lineage: Eukaryota; Metazoa; Chordata; Actinopteri; Pomacentridae. The transcript is spliced from 4 exons.
UUUCCAGCGUAGAAGAAGGGGGCGUCCUCUCCUGACAGCCGCCAUGCUCACCCUGCUGCACCGUUGUGGACGAACCUUGCUGACACCCAGCACCGUCCGGGCCGUGGACAGGACCUUCUACUCGUCUCAGAUGGGGAAACGCGUGGCCGUGGUGCUGUCGGGCUGCGGGGUUUAUGACGGCAGUGAGAUCCACGAAGCCUCCGCUAUUUUAGUCCAUCUGAGCAGAGGAGGCGCGAGUGUAAACAUGUUUGCCCCCAGCAUUGACCAGAUGCACGUCGUGAACCACCUGAAAGGCGAACCUUCAGAGGAGAAGAGAAACGUGUUGGUGGAAAGCGCCAGGCUGGCCCGUGGAGACAUCCAGGAUCUGUCCAAACUCAGCGUCAAAGACCAUGACGCGAUUAUUUUCCCAGGCGGUUUUGGGGCAGCCAAGAACCUCUGCACAUGGGCGGUGCAGGGGAAGGACUGCUCCGUUAACGAUGAAGUCAGAGCCACUCUGCAGGCGUUCCACAGCGAGGGUAAACCCAUCGGCCUCUGCUGCAUCUCACCUGUCCUGGCUGCGAAGGUGUUCCCCGGCUGUGAGGUCACCGUCGGCCUCGAGAAGGACGACAAGUAUCCGAACACGACCGACACUGCGGCGGCCAUCAACCAGCUCGGCUGCAAACACGUCAACAAGAGCGUCACCGAGAGCCACGUGGACGACAAGAACAAAAUCAUCACCACCUGUGCCUUCAUGUGCAACGCUCCGAUCCACCAAGUGUUCGACGGAAUCGGGUCGAUGGUGCAGGACGUCCUGAAACGCGCCUGAUUCGACGGAAACUUCAGAGACGGUGGAAGCACAGAAGUGAUUGGUGGGCUGUCGUUUUAGAGAGCUUUGGCAUUAGCGUAACAUCAAGAUUUAAAAGCACUUAAAGAUGCUCCUGAAAUAAUUGUGGUAGCGCUACAUGGUCUGAUUUUGCACAUUCAUCUAUUAUCUGACCUGACUGGGUUGUAUUCUGACGCUUUGUCUCGUGAUUUCAGUGUGAAUCGGAUGUAGAACCUCACAGCAGUUCAUAUUGUCCACAAAAAUGCAAUAAAAUCAACAAUUUCA